Messenger RNA from Dracunculus medinensis (Guinea worm), 825 nucleotides. NCBI's taxonomy places the organism in Eukaryota, Metazoa, Nematoda, Chromadorea, Rhabditida, Dracunculidae. The record is from the annotation of a GenBank genome assembly.
AUGUGGUUACCACGUCUUAUGCGUGCAGCAAAUGAAGAACAAGAACAUAGAGCAGCUGUUCUUCAUUCUCAAUAUAGCACAGUUGGAGCAGAUAUUCUAUGUGAAUGUGGUCAUCUAACAUCAGCAGCUCGCACAUCAGCAGUAUCACCAUUAGUUUGCGCUCGUUCCACAUCAAUCGUUUUGAAACAUCGUUUUGCGUUACUUAAAUGGUGUUGUAUUGCUUUCCUAAUGCUUAGUAUUGCAUUAAUUGCAUUUUCGAGUUUAUUAAAUUCUUCAUCUCCAAAGCUUUCUUCCGGCAGUUCAUAUCUGUUCUUUUUUAUCUCUCUUAUUAGCCUAAUUGUUUUUGUUGGACCUUGUUGCUUAAAAAUACGAUCUAUGUGCCAUCGCCGUAAUGGGCUGCGUGAAUCUGGCCAGCAAUUCUAUAUUCCUCGUCUUCAAUACUAUCCGUUUCGUUGGCCUUCUCUUCUUCUUUCUCCCAGUAUUUAUGCAGUGCACAAUCACAAUGAUCAUCAUCCGACGAAUUCUCGAUUAACUUCAUUUUUGUCGAGAAUGGAUGAUCCUUCGGCAAGAUUACCUUCUUAUAGCGAUGCAGUUAAAGAACCUGUUUUUGCUCCACCGCCUUAUUCAUUCAUAAUGCAGGAGCAAUCUCUAGGUGCUACAGUUUAUGAAUCACCAGAAAGUAGUAAUAUUAGUGGUGAAAAUAGUGGUGAAAACCACUCGAAAAAUAUGAAUUUAGAAAGUGAACUUUUUAUGGAGGAAAUAUCUUCUCCGGUUGAAGUUUCAACUUCAGCUGCAUUUGUGGAAAAUGAAGCAGAAAGAAAUUAA